This is a messenger RNA of Malassezia restricta, 1050 nucleotides long. RefSeq lists its product as uncharacterized. Lineage: Eukaryota; Fungi; Basidiomycota; Malasseziomycetes; Malasseziales; Malasseziaceae. The record is from RefSeq and is a predicted model, not a curated record. The transcript is spliced from 2 exons. Bases 1 to 1050 code for a protein of 349 amino acids.
AUGAUACAAACACAAUCUUUUUUGCAUCGAGAGGGACGCGCUCCGUUACUCACCAGCGUUAGGGGAGCGUCAUUGGAGACGGCAGAGGAUGAUGAUGACGACGACAAUGAGGGACAGGAAGUGCCGCAAGAACUGGUAAAUGAGCAGGUGAUACAUGCUGGCUUCCUAUUAAAGCGCAGUGAGAAGCGCAAAACGUGGAAACGGCGUUGGGUUGUGCUUCGUGCGUCUCAAUUGGCCUUGUACAGAAACGAGAAAGAGUAUUUGCUUUUGAACGUGCUGAAUGUAAGUCAAAUGCAAGCGUUCACAGCGAUGGAAAUGAAGCGCGUAGACUUCGUUAUCUGCAUUAUGGCGCCUGAGCGUACUUGGUACUUUCGCGCGUGCGAUCAACAAGACAUGACAGCGUGGCUCGAUGCCCUGGCUCUUGCGCGUGGCAAAGUGUCUGGAGACGCUGUUGUGUCAUCUAACGUGCAAGAUACGAGCGCUGCUGCCCUUUUGCCGCCCCCCAUUGUGGAGCCUACGCCCGUAACAGCCCAUGCAUUCAGCAGCUCCGAUGAUGAAAAUGAUGCGGAUGAAGAACCGGUGCAUUGGGCACCGCAUGAUACCAUGCCAACCGCACCACCACCAGAAGAUGGUAGCCGAGUUAUUGCGCAGGGCUACUUGCUCAAGCUAGGCAGUCGGCGCAAGCAAUGGCGAAAGCGCUGGUUUGUUUUAACGUUUGAUACGCUUUGUUAUGCACGCACGCAUAUGGAUGUGCGCCCGCAUCGCACUAUACCCACGACCGCCAUUUUUGAUGCGAUGGAAAGUACUAUGCCGAGUUCCUGUGCACCGAUGCUGUCGCUCUCGCCUGGCUCGAUCGCUCGCCUGGGCUUUGGGGCAGAAGUGAGAUCGCGCUCUCCGCUGGAGCCACAAAGCCGAGCGCCAUCGUACUACUUCCAAAUUGUGACAGCUACCCGUACGUUUCAGCUUUGUGUGCCAACAGAGGAGGACGAAAUUCGGUGGCUUAGUGCACUCCAAACCCUGCUCAACCGGCAACGGCGAUCGGCCAAGUGA